Morone saxatilis (striped sea-bass) is the source of this 760-nucleotide messenger RNA. Its product is annotated as mucin-2-like. The record is from RefSeq and is a predicted model, not a curated record. The transcript has 3 exons. NCBI's taxonomy places the organism in Eukaryota, Metazoa, Chordata, Actinopteri, Moronidae. The annotation marks the transcript as partial.
ACCCUCCAGGAACCUCGCCCACCAGCUGAACCUGCGGACCCACUCUUAAGCACCCCUACGCGGCUGCACACCAAUAGCCGCUCCUCCCAGAGUGUCGUGCCCCUGUCUAUAAACACUCUGUGGUCCUGGUACUCUGUGUGGACUCUUGCCCUCACCUCCAGGCCCCAGCCUUCGCUCAUACACCCAGCACUGAACCCCAGGCACCCUGCCCUCACCUCCAGGACCCCAGCCUUCGCUCAUACAGCCAGCACUGAACCCCAGGCACCCUGCCUCACCUCCAGGACCCCAGCCUUCGCUCAUACAGCCAGCACUGAACUCCAGGCACCCUGCCCUCACCUCCAGGUCACCUCCAGGACCCCAGCCUUCGCUCCUACACCCAGCACUGAACUCCAGGCACCCUGCCUUCACCUCCUGGCCACCUCCAGGACCCCACCUUCGCUCCUACACCCAGCACUGAACUCCAGGCACCCUGCCUUCACCUCCUGGCCACCUCCAGGACCCCAGCCUUCGCUCCUACACCCAGCACUGAACUCCAGGCACCCUGCCCUCACCUCCAGGUCACCUCCAGGACCCCAGCCUUCGCUCCUACACCCAGCACUGAACUCCAGGCACCCUGCCCUCACCUCCAGGCCCCCAGCCUUCGCUCAUACACCCAGCACUGAACUCCAGGCACCCUGCCCUCACCUCCAGGCCCCCAGCCUUCGCUCAUACACCCAGCACUGAACUCCAGGCACCCUGCCCUCACCUCCAGGACCCCAGC